Molecule: messenger RNA, 492 nt
Organism: Prorocentrum cordatum
Lineage: Eukaryota; Dinophyceae; Prorocentrales; Prorocentraceae
Source: the annotation of a GenBank genome assembly
GUGGCCGAGUGUCCACCGCUCGGCGCGUUCCUGCAGUCGCCCGGGGAGGUGGAGCGUGAGGAGGCCGAGAUGGGGGCGUCCGUGGAGGUGCCGCAGCACAGGAUGGCGUCGGCGGUGGCGGCGGGGCACCAUUACCACGUGCACUUGAGGGGCGACAGGACGAGCGCCUGCCUCACCAAGGGCUACGGGAAGUUCCGCUCCCCGGCCGGCUACGGGCCCACCGUCCUCGUGCACGAGGGCGACGAGGCGGGCACCGAGAGGCGGGAGAAGCAGGCGGCGCCCCGCGAGGGGGCGGACCUCGGGGGCGAGCUCACGUACAACGACCGUUUCUCUCGCAUCGGGAACUCCCUCAACGUCAGGAUCGUGGCGCUGCUGCUGUUCUCGCUGCUUGGACGCGGGGAUUGCCAGGCCACUCUGGCCGAGGAUGCUUGUGGCCCAGGCGGGGAAAAAGGCAAGGGACGGGUUAUGCAGCGCCUUUCUGGGACGGGCUAA